AUGGACUCCAACGCUGUUGUUUCGCUUGAUGUCUCGCCGGAGGAUUCCCAAGAGGUUCAUGUCUUGGCCGUUGAUGACAGCCUCGUUGAUCGAAAGGUCAUUGAGCGCUUGCUCAAAAUCUCAGCUUGUAAAGUCACUGCUGUGGAUAGUGGAAUCAGAGCGCUGCAAUUUCUGGGUCUGGACGAGCAGAGAAGAACCUCUGAAUCUGAUGCUUUUGUCCCAGGUUUGAAGGUGGAUCUAAUCAUCACAGACUAUUGCAUGCCGGAAAUGACCGGUUAUGAGUUGCUUAAAAAAAUCAAGGAAUCGUCCACUUUUAGAGAAAUCCCCGUCGUGAUCAUGUCUUCUGAAAACAUUUUACCGCGCAUAGACAGAUGCUUGGAGGAAGGUGCAGAGGAUUUCAUAGUGAAGCCAGUGAAGUUAUCUGACGUUAAACGUUUGAAAGGUUACAUGGCAACGAGGGAGAGCCAAGACAGAGAAAGUGGCGGUGCUGUUGUGGGGAUCAACAACAAAAGGAAGCUGCAUGACACCUCUGACGUGUCAUCAUCGCCACCGUCCAUUUCUUCAGUUUCAUCAUCACCAUCACCCUCGUCAUCUCCUUCAUCUUCACCUAGCGUCCUUGAUUCUCCAAUCAGACGGCUUAAAAUGACUAGCACCGAUUGA
Messenger RNA from Abrus precatorius (Indian licorice), 660 nucleotides. Its product is annotated as two-component response regulator ARR5. The transcript is spliced from 5 exons. Lineage: Eukaryota; Viridiplantae; Streptophyta; Magnoliopsida; Fabales; Fabaceae. Gene Ontology annotation, biological process: cytokinin-activated signaling pathway; phosphorelay signal transduction system. The coding region runs from base 1 to 660 and encodes 219 amino acids. The record is from RefSeq and is a predicted model, not a curated record.